Meleagris gallopavo (turkey) is the source of this 807-nucleotide messenger RNA. The record is from RefSeq and is a predicted model, not a curated record. NCBI's taxonomy places the organism in Eukaryota, Metazoa, Chordata, Aves, Galliformes, Phasianidae.
GGCAGGGUAAUGUGUGGGGUUGUUCCCCUGGGAGGGGAGAUGCUGUGAGAUGCUGCUUCCAGAAUGCAGGGAUGGCAAUGCUCUGUUUCCAUAGCGAUGGAGUCAGUGAGGAGCUGCCUGGCUGGUAACAGCUAGCAGAUUGCUCAUUACUGAAAACUUCCUUGGUUAUGCAUAAAAAAAUCCAAGCAUCUCUUCACCAUGCCCACCGAUGGAAUGCCAGUUCCUGGACCGAAGGCGGUUGGAAGAAAAAUGAGCAAUUCCUUGUGUGUGGGAUUUGUCAGCAAGGACUAUUCAGAGAUCCCUUUGUUAAGGGGUACAUCGAGGAUGCUGGACCACGUCAGGCCUGUUUCUUCCUCCCCAGAGUACAGUUUUGUUCCAGAAGAGGUUUUCCGAGCCUUGACCUGUGCUAGCAGUUCUCUUGGCAGCCCAGACUACUUACAGUCCCACCAAAAAACAAAAAACACAGUGGGCUUCAGGGGCUGCCUGCAAACCCCAGAUCGGCUUUGGCAUUAUCCUAAUCGUCGGAGCAAGUUCAGACACUUGACAGACCAUCCUGUCAGCUUGACAGGCGCUGGAAGGGAUGUUUCUUACUUGUGUGAUGUGAUGAUCCAAGAAGAUAAGAAAACAGUGGCCCUCAAAAGCUCUUUUUCUCGGAGUCCUCAGAAACAAAGCAGUGGUACAGUCUCAAGUACUCCUCAAGCAACCCUAGCAGAUAGUCUAGUUCCUGAGGAAUUUCACAUCGUGAGAAAGCAGGGAGUUUUGCCCUUGAAGUACUUUGAUGAGUAAGUACUUUCUGAUUGACCAGGA